Molecule: messenger RNA, 2319 nt
Organism: Lethenteron reissneri (Far Eastern brook lamprey)
Lineage: Eukaryota; Metazoa; Chordata; Hyperoartia; Petromyzontiformes; Petromyzontidae
Product: DBIRD complex subunit ZNF326-like
Biological process (GO): regulation of DNA-templated transcription elongation
Cellular component (GO): DBIRD complex; nucleus
Molecular function (GO): DNA binding
Source: RefSeq, a predicted model, not a curated record
GACGUCACCACGCUCGCCAGGCUUCCCGCCCAAAAAAAAUCAGCGGCGGCCGUUCACCCCCCACCGCCGUUCCCGUCACGAGGGACAAGAGCGAUGGCGUAUUUUGAACGAGGUUCCGGUACCAGCUACGGCGGAGGUCACCCAAAGGACUACCAGCCGUACGACUCCCGGGGGGACGACUACCGCCACGGCCCCGGAGGAGGAGGAGGAGGCGCUCACCACGCGGGCUACGCGCGACCCGCCGGGUGGCGCUCGGACGACCGCGCGUACGAGCGCCACCACGCGGCGCCGUACCCAGCCAAGGCGCCCGCCUCGUACGGAUACGGGGGCCGCCAAGACUACUACGAGGGGGGCGGCAGCGGGGUCGGCGGGGGGUCCUCGUCGCGCGACUACCGGGGGCCGCCGCACCGCGCCGCAGCCUCCGGGCACGGCAGGGACUAUGGCGGAGGAGGCGGCUAUGGCGGAGGCUACGGCGGUGGCGGCGGUUCCGGCUUCAGGCGCUCCGGCUACGGGGAGCGCGAGCACCACUACCACCACCAGGAUCACGACCGCGGCGGCCGCGAGGGCGGCAGCUACCAGCGCCGCGACCGCUCCUGGUCCGGCGGGUCGCAGCCCAAGAGACCGCGUCGAGACGACAGCAGAGAGCACGAACGCUACGACAAGGAGGAGAGACACAGCAGGAGCGACCGCGACACCGAUGGGCGCAGUUUCGACCGAGAUGACAAGCACGGGAGGCAGCGCUCUGAGAAGCUGGACUACGAUGAUUCUGGCCGCCGGAUGAAGAACAGACGGGAGUCCUUCAAGCAGCAGUACUACUGCGCCGUGUGCAAGUACGGCACGGCGGAGGAGGCUGACAUCGAAUACCACCUGGGCAGCCCCUGCCACCAGUUCAUCCUGCGCCUCAUCAAGGAGGCCUUCCCUGACGAGAAGGGCAUGUCCGAGUUCCUGCACCAAUACAUAACGUUGAAAAACAAGAAAUUGGCAACUCGCAAGAAGGAGUAUGGCAAAGUGAACCGACACGAGAAGCCACAGAGCUCCAAGUCGAAGGAGGAGGAGGAGAAGACUUUGAGCGAUGUCGGCGCCGAGGACGAAGAGACAGCCGCCGUCGAGGUGGCCGGUGCCGACCCGGCACUCGCGGCCGACCAAACCGCCGCCGGUCUCCCCGCCGACGCUAAACCGCAACGGGAAGACGACGAAUCGAUGGACACGACUGGGACAGUGGUAGAGGCCUCCGCCGUUGUCGCAGCCGCCGUGACGACCGAGGUCUUGGGAACCGAAGAAGUCGCGGCCGAGGUGCCCGGCGAAACAACAACAACAACAACAACGGGGGGGAAAACAACAACAAUGGGGGAAACGACGACAACAACAACAACGGGCGGUAAAGCCUGCGACGUGGCAGACUCUGAGAGCACUGCUGUUCUUCCCGCGGAGGAGGCCGCCGCCACCACCGCCGAUGAUUCCACCUCCGCCGAACCCGCCGACGCCGCCGCCGACGAACGCAAAGAGGAGGAGGGGUCCGCGCCCACGCAGGGUGCGGAAGCGCCAGCCUCGUCGUCUUCUGUCGAGGAAGCGGCGGAGAAGCGGCCAGAGGCGUCGGCCGAAGCGCAGCAAGACGCCGAGAAGGCGCCGGCAGAAGCCACGAAUGAGGCGGGAGAGGCCGCGGUUGAUCCGGCCGAGCAGAGCUUUGACCCGUUGGCAGGCCUCGAGCUGGAGGAUCUGAUGCAGCGCGAGGAGGUGGUGGCCUGCUACAUCUGCAACGUCUACAUCCCCCUGUCGGCACACGAGGUGGAGGGCCACAUGGCGGCGACGUCGCACGUCAACAAGAGGGAGAAGUACAUGUUUGAAAAGAAGUCGGAGAUCCUCCACAUAGCCAGGAGCAUCCUCAACCAGCCGGACGUGGAGGAGAUGUUUGAGAAAUUUAAGAAGGGUGAGGACCCCUUCUCGGUGGAGUUCAAGGAGCACGAGAAGAAGAUGGUGGAGAACGCCAAGAAGGAGAGCGAGCGGAAGGCGGCCACCGCCGUCACCGCCGCCGCUGCCGCUGCUGCCAAGAGUGGCGAAGCUGAGGGGGGAGCGGCGGAGGGAGGAGCGGAGGGGAAAGAGGGAGUGGAGGGAGGCACGGGGGAGGAGGAAGCAGGGGAGGGAGAUGCGGACGGCGUAGCAGUAGCAGAGGCUGAGCCAGCAGAGGGGGCAGUGGGCGCAUCGCAGGGUGAGGGUGGUGAGGGUCGUGAGGGUGGCAAGGGUGGGGAAGGUGGGGAGGGUCGUGAGGGUGGCAAGGGUGGGGAGGGUCGUCCCAGGGGCUUCCCGACGGACCCUCCGUGA